Diachasma alloeum is the source of this 2141-nucleotide messenger RNA. It is a transcript of the gene Calr, whose product is annotated as calreticulin. Lineage: Eukaryota; Metazoa; Arthropoda; Insecta; Hymenoptera; Braconidae. Gene Ontology annotation, molecular function: calcium ion binding. Gene Ontology annotation, biological process: protein folding. The transcript has 7 exons. Bases 188 to 1405 code for a protein of 405 amino acids. The record is from RefSeq and is a predicted model, not a curated record. Gene Ontology annotation, cellular component: endoplasmic reticulum membrane; endoplasmic reticulum.
UCUCCAUCUGUCUACUCCUCAAUAUACAAGUCCCGUCAAGACUUCACCAACGGCAUCUCGAUUUCUGGCAUUAUCGGUUGGCACGUCCGCAGACCAACAUACUUGUUUCACUUUCUAUUUGAACACGGCUGGUCCCUAAGUGAAAAAAUAAAUUAAUAUUGUAACUAAAUAAUAAUUGUAGAGUAAAAUGCGAUCAUCCAUCGCAGUAUUUGCUGUUGUGGCUGUUGCCACUGUCUACGCAGAAAUUUUCUUCGAGGAGAAAUUCCUUGACGAUUCGUGGGAGGAUAAGUGGGUUUACUCUGAGCAUCCCGGAAAGGAAUUCGGUAAAUUCGUGCUCAGCCAUGGAAAAUUCUGGAACGAUCCUGAAAACGACAAAGGUAUUCAAACGUCGCAAGAUGCGAGGUUCUAUGCCCUCAGCCACAAAUUCAAACCUUUUUCCAACAAAGACAAACCACUGGUUGUUCAGUUCACGGUGAAACAUGAGCAGAACAUUGACUGCGGAGGUGGUUAUGUAAAGGUAUUCGACUGUUCCCUCGAUCAGAAGGACAUGCAUGGAGAGACGCCCUAUCUCCUUAUGUUCGGGCCUGAUAUCUGUGGGCCAGGGACCAAAAAAGUCCAUGUUAUUUUCAACUACAAGGGGAAAAAUCUUCUUAUUAAUAAGGACAUUCGUUGCAAGGACGAUCAAUACACCCAUCUCUACACUCUUAUUGUCAAUCCCGACAAUACAUACAAGGUUCUGAUUGACAAUGAAGUCGCUGAAUCUGGUGACUUGGAAGCAGACUGGGACUUCCUUCCCGCCAAGAAGAUCAAGGAUCCAUCUCAGACUAAACCGGAGGAUUGGGACGAUCGCGCCACAAUUCCUGACCCAGAGGACAAGAAACCGGAAGAUUGGGACAAACCAGAGCACAUUCCCGACCCAGAAGCCACAAAGCCAGAGGACUGGGAUGAGGAAAUGGAUGGGGAAUGGGAGGCACCAAUGAUUGACAAUCCAGAGUACAAGGGGGAAUGGAAACCAAAGCAGAUUGACAACCCGAAUUACAAGGGACCAUGGAUUCAUCCUGAAAUCGAUAAUCCUGAAUACACACCUGAUCCGGAACUCUACAAGAAGGAUGAAGUUUGUGCUAUUGGUUUUGAUUUAUGGCAAGUUAAAUCAGGCACUAUCUUCGAUAAUGUUCUCAUUACGGACGAUCCUGAAACUGCCAAGAAGUUUGGAGAUGAUGUAUGGAAGCUCACGCUCGAGGGAGAGAAGAAAAUGAAGGAGGCUCAAGAUGAAGAAGAGAGGAAGAAGGCUGAGAAGGAAGCGAGUGAAAACACAACGGAAGACAGCAAUGACGACGACGAGGAUGAUGAGGCGGAAGAGGAAGAUAACACUGUAGCAGAAACUGAGGAACAUGACGAGUUGUAAAUAAAGGUCAGGGGUGACACGAAAAAUUCAGACUGUAUUCCAGGGGUUGGCAGGCUUGAAAAUACACGCACCAACUGGCACGGUCAGAUAUGACAGAAAUUCAGAAUAUCGUCCAUUUUAUCUAAGAUUUCUUCCAUCCGAUGAAACUCAAUAGAUCAGAGAAAGAUCGAAGUGUCUCAAUCGUAUCAGGGAAUGAAUCAGUCACUCGUGGGAUAGAACAAUGCUCUAAUGAUGAAAAUUUAAGCACUAACCCUAAUCGUUAAUCUUAAUCUGUCUUGAGACAACAUUCGGAAAAACGAAUAAUCCUGAAAAAUGCGACGAUGAACUGAUUGCUGUUGUAAAAAUUAUACACAAAUGGUGUUUAAAGAUCCGUGCUUAGCUUCACCUCCGCCACAGCUCCAAAAAGACUAUAAGUUGUUCCGUUUUUGUUUGUCAAGUGUUUUUUAUAAUGAAAAAAAGUCCUGAUAGCAGUGAUUUUGAAAAGAAAAUUCAAUAUUGAUUAUUGUCAGCGACAUUUGCAGAUUAAUGAUUGUUUUCUACUCUUAUCAUUUAAAGUCAAACAUUCUUUCUUCAUCUACGUAGAAAUUUAUAUGACGCUAAGUGAUUGGGUGUGUGUUUAAAUAUGACUGAGUGAUAAUUAUUGAAUAAUUUUAUCAAAGUAAAUAAAAAAUGAUAAACAUUGGAAACACAAACGCCAAUAACAAUGUAAUAAAUUAAUAAGAAUUUUCUAGACGUG